AUGGAUAUUAUAAAUCAUUGUAAAAUAUAUAAGUUAUCAAAGUACUAUAAACCAUACAAGUAUACAAUCACCAACACUUCAAUCAAUUCUAAUCCUACUACUUCUGUAAAUAUUAAAAUUUUAUCAGCUUAUCAUCUUCAUAUAACAUUGAAUACAUUACUUGACAAUGACUAUAAAGAUAUUAUACAAAAAGAUAUAAUACAAAAUAAUAAGGAUCUUACCACACCUACCGUCAAUUCAUCGGACAAUCAUACUUUUACAUUGGUCAUAGAUAUCUCUUCACAAUGGUAUAAACUUUGUAAUAAUGUUGACAAUAACAUUAUCACAAUAAAUGAUGCUAUUAUAUUGAAUACCGAUUAUGGAUUAAAAAAUUAUAUUCAAAAUAAUAUAUUAAAUACCGAGAAAUUUUUACAAAUUGUAUCAAUUAAAAACAACAACAACAAUAAUAAUAAUAAUAGUGGCAUUCCAUUGCGUUAUAGACAGCUUAAAUACGUUAUAAUAGAUAAUAUAUCAUAUAUAACAACCAGUAGUAAUAAUAAUAUUAGUACCAUGACAUCCUUAAUUGAUGACUUGCAUGCCACUUAUGGUUGUAUUAUCAUCACGGUAGGAUUUGAUGUGGAUUAUUUCCACACUGCGUUUGUAUAA
Molecule: messenger RNA, 645 nt
Organism: Saccharomycodes ludwigii
Lineage: Eukaryota; Fungi; Ascomycota; Saccharomycetes; Saccharomycodales; Saccharomycodaceae
Exons: 1
Coding region: 1-645 (214 amino acids)
Biological process (GO): recombinational repair
Cellular component (GO): nucleus; Shu complex
Source: RefSeq, a predicted model, not a curated record